GCCAGUUUUGGAUAACCGGCACAUAGCCACAGCUCCUGAAUGCGGCGCGGUCAAAAGUCACGCAAAGGUUGCGGGGUCACUUCCAAAGAAAAGAUGAGGGGUGCUGCUUCUCAUCGCCUCUGAGCUGCGCCGGGACAAAGAUGGGACGCACUCCACUGAAAAUGUGGCGCUUUACGCCUUCCCACCUGACCGUGGCAUCUCUGAGCUUCGUGUGAAUGAGGGACGGUGGUAAAUUGACGACGUCUGGACAAGAAGGACGUAAACAACAUGUUUUGCCAGACAUGAUACGACACGCCCCGCGUUUGGUUUUCACGUUUUUCCUCCUUGCAUUCCAGGCGACAUUUAACAGAGUUGUGCACGAAAUGGGCAUGCUUACCAGUUAGCAUUGCAUAAAACAUUUGGAAUUAUGUUUUUAUAACUUAAGAUCAUAUUCUGACCAACAAGUACUACAGAUCUCGGCAACAAAACACCCAUGGCCUUAUUUAUGAAUGACACCUCUAUAAAUUCUGUCUGGGCACAUUUAACGCUGGAUUUCUCACCGGAAUGUGUAGCUCCGUGCGCACGGUUGGUGGGACAGCUUGCCACUACGGCCCCACGUCUUCUUUGAUGUUUUUACAAUGUUUGUCCAGUUGCUUAGAGCAUGGUGCUGCUUCGUAAGAGUUUCAGACACUGAACGACCAUGGGGGCGGUCAGAGGGGCUGCCCUUUCCACCUCCAUUCACACUCUGAAAGGCUGAUGUUGCGUCUGUCUCUCUCAUUGUGCACUUUUCGUUCGCUUAUUUCGCCGUUCGGUGAAUCGGCCUGAAUGAGAGUUUACCCGUUGUUGCAAGGGUUUUACUUUGAUCAGCAGUACGAGUGUUUCAUACACGCCCGUUACAUUUUAAACGUGCUACGAGGCUAUAUUUUCUUUGCGUUUUUGUUCAGUAGAUGUCCAGUGCAUGGGAAGUCGUCUUGAUUGUUCGGAUUGCUGGAACUCUCCUCUGCGCGCAGAAAAGUGAUUUUCGAAACCUCUGCGCACAAAACGGACGACAACCUUUGAAAAUCGACAUUACACUUAGGUUAUUCCGAAUUUGAAGACCUGACGGAGGAAUGGAUUUACUCAGUGGGCGACUCAUGCAAAAGAGCAAUAAUGAGUAAAAUCCCUCUACAACUUUUGCAGGAUAGAUGUAUAAAGGAUAAAAGUUGGCAUAAUGCACCCCGCUCAAAUAAAAUACUAUUAGGAUGGAAGCGUGCAUAUUUGUUUAUGCUUUUGCUUUGCGAAUUACUCGAACUUUCUUUGUGUGCAAGUGUGGCAACAUCCAAGGUUAAACACGAUGGAUUUUGUCCCAACAAGCUGAAUGCCAAUCUGUGGGUUGAUGCGCAAAGCACCUGCGAGAGGGAGUGCAACGUCGACGAGGACUGUGCUGAUUUUGAGAAAUGUUGCACCAACGUGUGUGGCCUCAACAGCUGUGUGGCUGCGCGUUUCUCUGAUGGCACCCCCGCCCAGCCAGACGGGGAGGGUAGAGAAAAAGGAGACGAUGCUCCCACCUCCAUCGCUACCUGUGAGGGCUUUAUAUGCAGCCAGCAGGGGGCAGUCUGUGACAUCUGGGACGGACAGCCCAUCUGCAAGUGCCAGGACCGGUGUGAGAAGGAGCCCAACUUCACUUGUGCUUCAGAUGGACUCACCUACUUCAACCGCUGCUACAUGGACGCAGAGGCCUGCAUCCGUGGGGUGACUUUAACUGUGAUCACCUGCCGCUUCUACCUGGCUGGACCCCACACCAGUCCACUGCCUCAGGACACUACAGUUAACCCCACCCCAACAUCCUCCCAUGAGGAUCCCAUGCCCCCCACAUUGUACUCCAACCCUCAUCACCAGUCCAUCUACGUUGGAGGCACAGUCAGCUUCCACUGUGAUGUUAUUGGACUCCCCAGACCCGAUGUAACAUGGGAGAAACAGAGUGAACGACGUGAACGCCUGAUCAUGAGGCCUGACCAGAUGUACGGCAAUGUGGUCAUCACCAACAUCGGUCAGCUUGUCAUUUACAACGCCCAAGUGUGGGAUACAGGGAUCUACACCUGCAUUGCGCGGAAUUCUGCAGGUGUUCUUCGUGCAGACUACCCGCUGUCUGUCAUCCGUCGGGCUGAUGAUGAUUUCUCUGAAGAUCCUGAGAUGCUCAUGGGGCGGCCAUUCUCACCAGCAGACUGCUUGGCUGAAGUAGAUCUGAGGGUGUGCAGUGGUGAGCGCCAUGUGGAUUGGUAUUAUGACAGCAAGCUGGGCUCAUGCAUGGCCUUCAGCAACGGUGGAUGUGACGACAGCCGCAAUCGAUUUGAGACUUAUGAGGAGUGCAAAGCCUCCUGUCAGAGAGAGGGGAUGGGCAUUUGCUCGCUGCCUGCUGUCCAGGGCCCCUGCAAAGCUUGGGAGCCGCGUUGGGCUUGGAAUUCCCUCAUGAAACAGUGCGAAGCCUUUGCCUAUGGUGGCUGCCAUGGGAAUGCCAACAGCUUCCGCACCAAGAAGGAGUGUGAGGCGAACUGUCCACAGCCCAAAAGGAGACCUUGUAAGACCUGCCGGGCAAAGGGGAAAAUGGUACCCAGCUUAUGCCGGAGUGACUUUGCUAUUGUGGGGCGGCUAACGGAGCUGGUGGAGGAUCUGGACUCUGGGCUAGCCCGCUUUAGCUUGGAAGAGGUCCUGAGAGAUGAAAAGAUGGGCUUGACCUUCUUUAAUACCAAACAUCUAGAGGUGACUAUUGCAAAGAUAGACUGGAGCUGUCCCUGUCCCAACAUCACCAUGGAGGAAAACCCUUUGCUGGUGAUGGGUGUAGUGCAGGAUGGCAUGGCCAUCAUCCAGUCCGACAGCUAUGUGAGAGCUAUAACUGAACGCAGACUCAAAAAGCUACGUGAUGUUCUGAAUAAAAAAACCUGCGAGGCAUCUUAGGAGUCCCAGGACUCAUAAGUCUUAGUAGCCCACAGAGGGUCUGUGGUCACCUUUACUUUUAGCACUCAAGAUAAGUAUCUGGACUGCAACAAGAAAAGCUGAUAUUUAAUACCAGCGCUUUAACUCAAAAGGCAAAGUACUGUCCUGUUAUAUUGUAUAAUGAAGUUAUGGAAGACCAUUUGUAUGUACAAUAUACAUUAAUUACAACAUCAGUUGUACUAGAUAUAUGCUCUUCUUAAGUAAGCUGAAAUAUAGUUAUUCUUUCUUUUGACAUGUCCUGCAUUUAUAUUUUGAAAAAUAAGAGAGUAGCCAGAAUAGCAGUCACACAGAUUGAUCAACUUGCAAGAAUGCUUACCUUGUGAUGUGGCUUGUGAUGCUAAUGAUAUAGAAACCUGCAGCAUAUUGACCUUUAUAUUGUGUUUGUUUCUUUUAUAUCAUUGUUAUCUUGUAUUGUAUUCUUUAUAUUAUUAUUAUUAUAUUUAGUUGUAUACAUAGGUGUUUUAUCUAGGUUUCCUUUUGUUGUUAUGUCUGAU
Messenger RNA from Scatophagus argus, 3446 nucleotides. It is a transcript of the gene wfikkn1, whose product is annotated as WAP, follistatin/kazal, immunoglobulin, kunitz and netrin domain containing 1. Lineage: Eukaryota; Metazoa; Chordata; Actinopteri; Scatophagidae. Gene Ontology annotation, molecular function: protein binding; serine-type endopeptidase inhibitor activity. The transcript has 2 exons. Bases 1129 to 2913 code for a protein of 594 amino acids. The record is from RefSeq and is a predicted model, not a curated record. Gene Ontology annotation, cellular component: extracellular region.